AUGGCUUCUGCUGGACUUAAUGAUUCAAACCGAGGCAGCGCAAGCGACUUUUUAGAGGAUUGUACUGCUACACAAACGUGUGAACCAUGUAUGAAAACCAACACAUCAAAGGCAGCCACUUUGUUCUGCAAGGAUUGUCAAGAGCUUCUAUGUGAAACGUGCAGAAAUCCACACAUCGCAUAUAAAUCAGGGAAUCAUGACAUUGUGACUCAAGAAAAUGUCGUGGGCAUGAAAGGAAUGGACAGGUGUAAGGAACAUGGAAUGCUAUUCGAGUUUUUCUGCGAAGAUCAUUCUAAGCUAUGCUGCCCUACCUGUGUGUUCACACACCGAAGAUGUGAGGAAUUGAAUGAAAUAUCCAGUAUUUCUUUGCAAGUAGGAGCAGAGCUAGAUAAUUGGAAACAGUGCUUGUUAAUGUUAGAAUCAGAUGCUGAUGCUAAUAUGAUUGACUGCAAGCAGUCGGAAAAACAGUUGAAUGAAUCAAUUAUAGACAUAUCUAAAGAAGUAGAUGAUUUGGGAGAUCGAUUAAUAAAACAGAUUGAAGAAGCCAAACGUGAUUUUCUUACUCAGGCACAUGCUUUGAAGUGUGAAGAGGUUAAACGGCUUAACGACAGGCAUGAUCUCAAUACUAAAAUUAAGGACGAAAUUUUCGAAACAUUGCAAUUUUUCUUAGCCAUUUCAAAAAAAGGUACUUUCCAGCAAAAGUACAUAUUUUUAAAACAGAUUGAAGAGAAAUGUAAAAAAGUCGAAUCCGAAAUAAAUGAACAGCGAACGACGCAAGUUUCAACAAAAGUGACAUUUUCUUAUCCGAGAGAGCUAUCGCCUCUUCUUGGAAUGGGGAACAAUUUCUUUAAGGUGAAUUUGGAACGAUCAGAUGAUGGUGAUGGCAGAUUUUCUGAGUUUGAAGCCCCUUCUCCGGAGAUUCUUAUCGAAACUAAUCCACACUCUGAAAAUGUGCCCAAUGACGAAGCCGACCUGGAUGAUCAAGGAGCUCAUAGUGAACAGGAUGCUAACUGUGAUUCGCAAGGAAAUUUUUAUCUGGUUGAGGUGGAUGAACAAUCUGUGAAACUUCAAAAGAUGCUAUCGAGAGGACGUUUCACAGACGUGUUUGCGGGCAAGCUAAAAGUUGCGGUAAAAACGUUGAAGCCUGGUCAGAUGACGGCAGAAGCUUUCCUGGAGGCGGCCAAACUGAUGUUUCGUCUGCGUCACCCGAAGCUUGUACAGGUGUUUGCCGUCCGCACUGCGUGUGAACCUAUGUGGAUCAUUACGGAGCUCAUGGUUAAUGGGAAUUUACGGGAUUACCUUCGCACGGACAAUGGGAAGACGAUCACGUUUGACAUUAUCGUCGAUAUGGCCGGACAGAUCGCUGAUGGCAUGGCAUAUUUUGAGACAAAUAACUGUAUACACCGCGAUCUUCAGGCGAUGAGGGUUAUGGUUGGGACGAAUAAUGAAAUCAAGAUCGCAGACUUCGAGCUUGCUCGUCGCAUCAUUCAGGAUAAUAUUUAUAAAGGGGACAUAAGUGAAGCAUUUCCCGUCAAAUGGAUUUCCCCUGAAGGAGCAUUUUCCCGAGAGUACAGUAUCAAGUCAGAUGUAUGGUCAUACGGUGUUCUCCUUUAUGAGUUAAUCACUUUUGGCCGUGAACCAUAUCCAGGUAUGAAAAAUAAAGAGGUGUUGAGCUUCGUUGAUAAGGGCUACCGCAUGCCUCUUCCUACGGAUGGCCCAAUCCCCUGUCCUGAAGUUUACUACGAGCAUAUGCUCAAGUGCUGGGACCGAUCACCCGAAGAGCGACCUACCUUCGCGUACCUUCAGGACUUUUUCACCAACUAUAUGUCGUAUGCAGAGAGGAGGCGAGAACGCCGCGAGCGUUUAGUUGCGCUGACGUGUCGACUGAGGGCCUCGCUAAUGUCUUUUGCUAAAUGCCCGCAUACUGCGUCAUUUCCUAUCAAAUGGACUGCCCCCGAGACUGAAUUUAAUCGCAAGUUCUGUAUCAAGUCAGAUAUCUUGUCAUAUGGUAUUUUACUGUAUGGGCUAAUCACCUUUGGCCGUGUACCAUAUCCAGGUAUGAACGGUCACGAGGUUCUAAACCAGGUCGAGAAGGGAUUCCGCAUGCCCCGCCCUACAGGUGGCCCUGUUGCCUGUCCUGCCCAUUACGAGCAAAUGCUCAAGUGCUGGAACUUAUUGCCCGAGGCCAGACCCACCUUCGCUUACUUUCAGGACUUCUUCAACAACUACAUGGUGUCAACUGAAGGGAAAUAUAAACCUUUGGAUUAG
Messenger RNA from Dreissena polymorpha, 2268 nucleotides. RefSeq lists its product as uncharacterized. Gene Ontology annotation, cellular component: extrinsic component of cytoplasmic side of plasma membrane. The record is from RefSeq and is a predicted model, not a curated record. Lineage: Eukaryota; Metazoa; Mollusca; Bivalvia; Myida; Dreissenidae. Gene Ontology annotation, molecular function: ATP binding; signaling receptor binding; zinc ion binding. Gene Ontology annotation, biological process: cell surface receptor protein tyrosine kinase signaling pathway; cell differentiation; innate immune response.